AUGGUUGAAAGAACUUCAGUGAGGAAACACGUUCUUAAAAUGAUAAGUCGGUUAAACGAGCUGAAAAUUUUUGGUACGGUUAUUGAUAAGAAAUUUCAGGUAGAGAUGGUCCUACAAACUCUGUCGAAUAGUUUUCACCAAUUUUGCUUAAAUUAUAACAUGAAUAAGAUGAACUUUGCCCUUGCGAAGCUGUUGAAUAAGCUGCAAACGGCAGAAUCUAUCAUUAAGCAACAAGCUCCUCCUGCGGUGUUGAUGGUUGACAAACCUUCGUCUUUGACUUCUAAGCCAAAAGGGCAAAAAGAAAAAGAAGCCCCGUAA
This is a messenger RNA of Capsicum annuum, 318 nucleotides long. RefSeq lists its product as uncharacterized. The coding region runs from base 1 to 318 and encodes 105 amino acids. The record is from RefSeq and is a predicted model, not a curated record. The transcript has a single exon. Lineage: Eukaryota; Viridiplantae; Streptophyta; Magnoliopsida; Solanales; Solanaceae.